AUGUCCACAACAGCAACAAUGGAGGUCUUCAUGACCAAGACCAAAACUCUGGACGACAAUGUGUCCGAGCAAGUACGUCUUGAAGACCAGCACGAAACAGUCAUCCACGCCAUGGGCGGCAAACCUUUGUUCGCUCCGGUGGACUUGUCUCGGCCAGGUCUCAAGGUCUUGGACUCAGGUUGUGCCAAUGGUCGUUGGUUGAAAGACCUGCAAGCUGCAUCUUCGGCUGAGCACGAGUAUGUCGGCACAGAUGUGGUCGAGUCUCUGUAUCCCAAGCCUCCGCCAAAGAACACGCAGUUCUUCGAUCAGUCAAUCAAAGAGUCCUGGCCAAAAGAAUGGGCGCGCACGUUUGAUGUGAUCCAUCAGAAACUAGUCAUGGCAGCUGCUCUGCCGGAGCAAAAUACAUCCAGCGUGGUCAACAGCUUUGCCGGUCUCCUCGCUCCUGCAGGCUGGCUGCAGAUGGUCGAGGUUGAUACUGAGCCUCUCGUGAACAACGGCAAGGCCCAGAACCAGUACAUCGAGAUGUUGGACACGCUGUACAACAAGCUCGGCUACGGCAAGUCUCGAAUCUUUGCCGAUCUGCCAAGUGAGAUGGAAAAGGCUGGCCUUAUCAAUGUUGAGAAGAAGGAUGUGCUCGUCAAAUAUGGCGCUGCCGUCAAGGAUGACGAGGACAUUGGAGUGAAAAGCUUGCGAACCGCCGUUGCCGGAGUGCCAAACUUCUUGUCUGUUUUGAAGGCCAUGCCAGACGCCUGGCGAGAGGAAUGGGACGACCUGCAAGAACGCCUCAAGCAAGAGCUCGCCGAGAGAGGGGGCCAGAUGAAGUACAUCGUCUGCUGGGGCCAGAAACCGUCUCCAUAG
Messenger RNA from Zasmidium cellare ATCC 36951, 858 nucleotides. RefSeq lists its product as uncharacterized. NCBI's taxonomy places the organism in Eukaryota, Fungi, Ascomycota, Dothideomycetes, Mycosphaerellales, Mycosphaerellaceae. Bases 1 to 858 code for a protein of 285 amino acids. The transcript has 3 exons. The record is from RefSeq and is a predicted model, not a curated record.